Talpa occidentalis (Iberian mole) is the source of this 3199-nucleotide messenger RNA. RefSeq names its product small G protein signaling modulator 3 (gene SGSM3). NCBI's taxonomy places the organism in Eukaryota, Metazoa, Chordata, Mammalia, Eulipotyphla, Talpidae. Gene Ontology annotation, molecular function: protein binding. The transcript is spliced from 22 exons. The record is from RefSeq and is a predicted model, not a curated record. Bases 343 to 2601 code for a protein of 752 amino acids.
UCCGGGGGGACGCUGAGGGCUGCCCGGAGUGGCCUCGGCCGUUCCUCGGCCUCCCGGGAAACUCGAGCGCCCGAGCGGACUCGCGGUGACGGGUUUGGCGUUGUGGUUGUGACCGUAUUUGUGGGUCCGCUCAGGGGUGGCUCCUGUGCCCCCCUCUUCCUCCUCGAGUCUCCUCCCGACCUUCCAGGUCUCUCGGCUCUGUGAAGAGAGUUGCAUCUUCGUUUUACGUACUUUUUUCUGUUCUCCAAGACUGGGCGGAUGUUUCUGGACCCCAUGAGGCCUGAGCGCCUCCCCGUGGGAAGACACUAGCCUGGGAAGACGCCGGAGCCUCUCCUGUCCACCAUGUCAGGAAGCCACAUCCCUCCUGCUAGCGGCCCCUUCUCAGCCCUGACUCCGAGCAUGUGGCCCCAAGAGCUCCUGGCCAAGUGCGCGCAGAGGGAAGAGUCAGCGGAGCGACCAGAGUUCUGCUACGAUGAGUUCGGUUUCCGUGUGGACCAGGAAGAUGGUGUUGCAGACCCCAGUUCCAGCAGGCUGCUGGGGGUGUCUCUGGUGGAGGACCCCCCGCAGAGGCUGCGGUGGCAGGCCCACCUGGAGUUCACCCACAACCACGACGUGGGGGACCUCACCUGGGACAAGAUCGCCGUCUCCCUGCCCCGCUCGGAGAAGCUCCGCUCCCUGGUGCUGGCCGGCAUCCCGCACAGCAUGAGGCCACAGCUAUGGAUGCGACUCUCAGGCGCCCUGCAGAAGAAGAGGAGCUCCGAGCUGUCGUACCGGGAGGCGGUGAAGAACAGCUCUGACGACGAGACCGUCGCUGCCAAACAGAUCGAGAAGGACCUGCUCCGCACCAUGCCCAGCAAUGCCUGCUUUGCCAGCGUGGGCAGCAUCGGCGUCCCGCGCCUGCGCAGGGUCCUCCGCGCGCUGGCCUGGCUCUACCCGGAGAUCGGCUACUGCCAGGGCACCGGCAUGGUGGCCGCCUGCCUGCUGCUCUUCCUGGAGGAGGAGGACGCCUUCUGGAUGAUGUGCGCCAUCGUCGAGGACCUGCUCCCCGCCUCCUACUUCAGCACCACCCUGCUGGGCGUCCAGACGGACCAGCGAGUCCUGCGCCACCUCAUCGUCCAGUACCUGCCUCGCCUGGACAAGCUGCUCCAGGAGCAUGACAUUGAGCUGUCCUUGAUCACGCUGCACUGGUUCCUCACGGCCUUCGCCAGCGUCGUGCACGUCAGGCUGCUGCUGCGCCUCUGGGACCUGUUCUUCUACGAGGGCUCCCGGGUGCUGUUCCAGACCACGCUGGGCAUGCUCCGCCUCAAGGAGGAGGAGCUGAUCCAGUCGGAGAACUCGGCCUCCAUCUUCAACACGCUGUCAGACAUCCCGUCUCAGAUCCAGGACGCCGAGCAGCUGCUGGGGGAGGCCAUGCGGCUGGCCGGCUCCCUCACCGACGUCGCCGUGGAGACUCAGCGCCGCAAGCACCUGGCCUACCUCAUGGCGGACCAGGGCCAGCUCCUGGGGACGAGCGCCACCACCACCCUCUCUCAGGUUGUCCGCCGCCGGACCCAGCGGAGGAAAUCCGGCAUCACCUCCCUGCUCUUCGGUGAGGACGACCUGGAGGCGCUCAAGGCCAAGAACAUCAAGCAGACGGAGCUGGUGGCCGACCUCCGCGAAGCCAUCCUGCGAGUGGCGCGCCAUUUCCAGUGCACCGACCCCAAAAACUGUAGUGUGGAACUGACCCCGGACUACAGCAUGGAGAGCCACCAGCGGGACCACGAGAACUACGUGGCCUGCUCGCGCAGCCACCGGCGCCGGGCCAAGGCCCUGCUGGACUUCGAGCGCCACGACGACGACGAGCUGGGCUUCCGCAAGAACGACAUCAUCACGAUCAUCUCCCAGAAGGACGAGCACUGCUGGGUCGGGGAGCUGAACGGCCUUCGAGGCUGGUUUCCAGCCAAGUUCGUGGAAGUCCUGGAUGAGCGGAGCAAGGAGUACUCCAUUGCGGGGGACGACGCGGUCACCGAGGGUGUCACGGACCUUGUGCGAGGGACGCUCUGCCCGGCCCUCAAGGCCCUGUUUGAACACGGACUGAAGAAGCCGUCUCUGCUUGGGGGCGCCUGCCACCCCUGGCUGUUCAUUGAGGAGGCAGCCGGCCGGGAGGUCGAGAGAGACUUCGACUCGGUGUACUCGCGCCUGGUGCUGUGCAAGACCUACAGGCUGGAUGAAGACGGCAAAGUGCUGACCCCGGAGGAGCUGCUGUACCGGGCGGUGCAGUCCGUGAACGUGAGCCACGACGCGGCGCACGCACAGAUGGAUGUCAAGCUCCGCUCGCUCAUCUGCGUGGGGCUCAAUGAGCAGGUCCUGCACCUGUGGCUGGAGGUGCUGUGCUCCAGCCUGCCCACCGUGGAGAAGUGGUACCAGCCCUGGUCCUUCCUGCGCAGCCCCGGCUGGGUCCAGAUCAAGUGCGAGCUCCGCGUCCUCUGCUGCUUCGCCUUCAGCCUCUCCCAGGACUGGGAACUCCCUGCGAAGAGAGAGGAGGAGAAGAAGCCCCUGAAGGAGGGCGUGCAGGACAUGCUGGUGAAGCACCACCUCUUCAGCUGGGACAUAGACGGGUGACCCGCGCCGGCGCGCCACACGCAGCCCGGCCUCCCCCACGGCGCCGGUGACCAGAGCAGCCCUGCCCGCCCGCGCACGGCCCGGCCCGGCCAGGCUCGCUUUGGGAUGGGGUCUGAGGGGACCCAGGCCCACCCCAAGCUGUGGGGUGAAGGCAAGACGCCUUGGAGCUGAGGCCGGGCACCCAGGUAGGGCGCUCGGGGCCACCACCGGUGGCAGCAGAAGGCAGGGGCCCGGCUCAGCCUGUCGUGCCUGUGGGGGCCCCGCCCCAGCUCCACUGCUGGUGCCAACCAAAAACCUCGUAGGCGCGCCCGUCAGGUUCUUCUCAGGAAGGGGGGGGGGGUUCGGGGCGCCUUGACCUCUCUGUAAAUAAACCGUCUUGGAGAAAGUGCCGCCCGCCUCUGUCCCGCAGGACCGCGCGGCCUUCCGUCCGAGGCGCUGCCCCUCCUGGAACCGUCUCGAACACACACGGCCAGGCCAUGCCACCCGCCCCCUCGGGGGAUUGAACAAGACGGACCAACAAACGGUGUUUGUGAUUUUAUUUUAAAAAAUUCACACGGCCCCUCCCCUUCCCAGCGCCCUCUGCGUGACAGCGACGGGC